CAGAUUAACCCGCAGAGCGCCGGUGAUGCUCCAAAGUAGCCCCAGAAACAAGCCUCGCCUCCGAGGCAGAUGGGGACUGCUCGAUAUUUUGCUCAAACCUUUAUCAUAUCGAUCUACAUGUUUUUAUUAUAAUCGGGAAAUUUAAAUGAGCAGGAGAUGGACGCUGGCUCGACCACAGGGGACAGCACGGAUGCGAUAGUGAUGGAUGAUUCUUCCACAGAGGAACGGGAUACCCAAGAGGCUCAUCAUAGCGGGAUUCCGGUCCUGUCGCUGUGCCCCCCUGACACUGUGUAUGGGCAACAGAGCAAUCUGGAUGCCAUCCGCGACGAUCGGGAGCUAUGCGACAGCUGCGGCAGCCUGGAUGGACCCUCGUCAUCCAGCCAGCUUUAUUACCAAGUUCCUCAGGGUCAAGCUCAACUCCGUAAAUGCCCCCACUGUGACCCCUACGAUGCUCUCAAAGCAAACACAGAGUCAAACAGUAGCAGCGGCGCUCGGACUGAAACCGGUUCGGUGGUCCGAAUGGGCUGUAGUUCACCCCACGGGACGUCUCGGCAACACGCGGCGGUCAGAUGCCACUGGUUGCACGGUGAAGGCGGCGCACAGAGACCGACGCAGCGGCACGUGGUGACGCUUGGGGAUGGACAACUUUACUGCUUUGUGAGAAGUUAUUCCCGGAUGCUGGUGGACUACCCGUUAGAGGUUCUCCUGGGAUGUGCCUUGCUGCUACUUGGAUGUUCUCUGGCUGGUCUCCUCAUUGGACCGCUGCCGGACUUCUCUGAGCCUCUGCUGGGCUUUGAGCCAAGAGGGACCGACAUUGCCGUUCGCCAGUCCAGCUUGUCCAAACUGCGGGAAAACACCGGCCCGGGGAAACCCUUGUCUCUUUUGCCAUUGUGGCUGAGUAAAAGUGGAGAUGAGAUCCACAACACUACUGGAGUUCGAUUCGAGAGGAUGCUAGCCAGAGACUCAACUUCAGAGUCUUUCCUCUGUGAUGCACCCGGCCAGCAUUUGGCACAGCUCGUUUUCCGCUCCGAGAGCUCUGCCAGUCUCUGGAGCCUCAAGGCCAUCCAUGCCAUGUGCGAGAUGGAGCAAUCCAGGAUACGUUCCCAGGCGCGAUUCCAGGAUGUGUGCCAGCAACAUGUGAGAGGCGAGACUGAAGCCACAUCAGGAAGUGGCUGCUGUCCCAGCUGGUCCUUGGGAAAUUACUUAGCCGCUCUCACCAAUGCUUCCUGCUGCCUGGGCCUAACCUCACAACAGGUCUCCGAGGCGCUGAACCUCCUCCGGAAAUGCGCUCCUUACUACCACGAUGGCCAUCUGGUGGAAACUUGUUUUCAGCGACCCAAAUACGGCGGCUGCUCUUCCGUCCCGUCACGCUGCAAACAAACCCGCAUAGUAUUCCAAAUCCUUCACUUCCUGGUUGAUAAAGAUUUCCUCGGACCGCAGACCACCGAAUAUCAGAUCCCCACCCUCAAAUACAGUCUUGUGUUUCUCCCGGUGGCCAAAGGGGAACGCAUGAUGGAGAUCUACAUGAGGAGAUUAAAAGGACGAGAUCUGACGUAUAAGAAUACCACAAUCACCGGCAUGGACCUCGGGAUCAAGCAGACCCUGUUUAAGUAUUAUCUAGCGAGAGAUUCGGUCUUCCCCGUCCUUGCAAUCAUUUCACUUCUUCUCACAAUGGCUCUCUAUCUUCACUCUGUCUUCAUGGUGGCAUUAUCUGUGGUAGCAAUCAGCGGCUCCCUCCUCACUUCCUAUUUCCUCUAUAAAGUCGCAUUUCGUCUGACUUUCUUCCCUCUGGUUAACCUUUCGGCGGCUCUCGUUCUCCUGGGAAGUUGCGCCAAUCAAGUUUUUAUCUUUGUGGAUUUCUGGAAUAUGCAGUUGGCCCAGAAACCUUCAGCGUCCUUGGAGAAGAGAGUGCAUAGAGUUUUGCAGGAAAUUGGUUAUUUGAUAUUAGCUUCGGGGUUGACGUCCAGCGCGGCGUUUUGCGCCGGUUAUCUUAGCAGCAUCACGGCUAUCAGAUGUUUUGCGGUUUAUCUUGGGACCUCCUCCUUUAUUAGUUCGCUCUUGGUCCUUGUAUGGCUGCCGUGCUUUUUGAUCUUGCGUGAACGUUACAUGGAAGCAUCCUCCGCAUCGCCGCCAGGGUGGAAGCCAUGUUGCUCCAAAAACCCAGGCGGCUUCUGGGACGCAAGCUCACGCAAGAGGUUCUUGUUUACAUUCGGCCAGAAGCUGCGAGAACUAAAACGAGGUCUUGCUGACACGUCUAAUUUAGUGUUCCUCAAAAUCUUGCCUUGUGGAGUGGUGAAGUUCCGAUACAUCUGGGUGUGCUGGUUCGCCGUGUUGGCCGUAGGCGGCACGUACAUGUCCUGCUUUGAUCCUGGAAUGAAGCUACCUACGCUAGACGGGGCAAUCGCUCAACUUUUCCGCUCCAGUCACCCGUUUGAGCGAUACGACGCCGAAUAUCGUCACAUGUUUAUGUUCAACAGACAGACCAAUGGAGAAGAUAAAGCCGUGACCCUGACGCUCGUUUGGGGCCUCCAGCCAGUGGAUAACGGAAAUCACUUCAACCCAAAAAGUAAUGGCUCUUUGGUUCUGGAUCCGGAUUUUAGAAUGAGUCAACCUCAUGCUCAGGUAUGGUUGAGGGACUUGUGUGGGCACGUGCAAAAUCAAAGCUUUUAUUCGCCGCCUUCCAGCGAGGACAAAGAAGCCAUGAUAGAUAAUAUCUGUUUUGUGGAGCAGCUGCUACACUGGAUCUCCUUCAGAAGAUGUUCAGAGAGCCAUAUUUGCUGCAACAACAUGGCUUUCCCUUUCCCUCCUGGUGUUUUUGAAAAGUGCCUGAGCAUGAUGUUGGCAGAGAGGUACGCCGAGGGUCAUUUGAUUCACGGCGGCGUAUAUUUCCAAGCAGAUGGCCGGAUCGCCGCCCUCGUGUUGGCGUUCAAAACUACGUACCGCUACAGCUUCAACUUCAGCCAAACGAAUGUUUUCUACAGGGAAACCUUGGAGUGGUUCAACAAGGAAAUAUCAGGGGCACCGCCAGGGUUGGAGAACGGCUGGUUCAUCAGUCAGCUGUCUCUUUUUGACCUCCAGCAAGCGUUGAGCUCGGAGAUGUUGGUGGUGGCCGGCGCCUCGGUGGUUCUCACAUUUGCUUUGCUGCUCUUGACCACUUGCAAUAUUCCGCUAAGUUUGUACGGAACUGCGGCGGUAGGGGGCAGUGUGUUCCUCACUGUCGGACUCCUGGUUCUUCUGGAGUGGCAACUGAGUGGCAUCGAGGCUCUCCUCAUUUCAUCCGCAGCCGGCUUAUCGGUUGACUUUGUCGCCGAUUAUUGUAUUUCCUAUUGUUUUGCGCCGCAUUCGGACAAAAUAGGAAAAGUGGCGCAUUCCACUAAAAGGAUGGGCUGUCCCGUAGCAAUCGUUUCCGGGGCCUUUUUCUGCACCGGCGUCAUUAUGUUGCCUUCGACGGUCUUGCUUUUCAGGAAAUUGGGAAUUUUUUUGUUUUUGGUCAAAUGUGUAGCAUGCGGAUUUGCCACCUUCUUUUUCCAAUCACUGUGCUGCUUUUGCGGUCCUCAGAAAAACUGCGGGAGGAUUCCUCUCCCGUGUUUGUCGGACCCGUCGGACGGGAUGUUGUCGUGUUGCUCGGGAGCGGAACCGGGUCCCGUGUCUACUAACGGGGCUUUAGGUCGAGCUAGGGAGACGACUUAUGACAAAGACACGGGUCGUUACCUCUACCCAAAUCAACAGAAGCUGAAACAGACGGGAGGGGGAGGCGGGGACAGAGGGCCGGAGCAGUACGAGCUGCAACCUUUGGCCUAUCGACUAAGUGACAGCUUUGAGAACAGCACUUGUACCAGCAAGCUGUCAAACAGGCCGUCCGUGCUCUCCGAUGAGAUCGAGUAUUGUGGGAGGGAGGCCUCCUUGGAUGGGGAACGUGGGGAGAUGUGUAGAGAACAAGGACCUCCGGCUCUGCAGACCUCAUCACCGUACAAAGAGAACUCAAGACGGUCUACAGGCCUAGCGAAAGACGACGUGACCAAGAGGCUGUGUAAAGCCUGCCAAGAUCGUUGUAACUCAGUGCAGCAGUGGACCAAUAAAACAUUUUCAUCCUCGUCUAGCAUGGAUGAAACUAUCAUUAGCCACACGCUGGAAACCACCGACCAACCAUGUCUGUGCGCAGAAGAUCACACCACAGGUGAAAGACUCCUCCAGCCCUCCUCGCAGUCUGUGAGCUCCUGCGAGUUUCUGGAUGCCUCCAAUGAAACGUGUUUGAGUGACAUUGAAGCGGGUUCUUCCAAUGCUCAGCAAAGCGAUGGAGAAGCUCAGUUACAACCGGGACACCUGAACGGGAAGAGAGACACUCUACGUCUUUCCCUCAGAGAGACGGUUUAUGAGAUGUGCGGGAAAAGUCGGAGCAGUCAGACGGAGAAUAUUGUUAUUUUACCAAACAGUAAGCCAGACCUACCAGAUGUUUGGAUCAAGAGGGACGGGCAACGAGAUGAUACACUUUAAGCAUGAAUAGGACAUAUAUGGAAAAUAACUCAUUAGGCCAACAAAAACAUUCUUGUCAAGUGACAAAGGCAUGAAUUGGAAUAUUUUCAGAAUUAUUUCCAAUUCAGUAAGACAACCAGCAUGAUCCAAUAGUGACUGAAGUAAUUUUGAUCAAACUUGCACUACGUUGUAGUUACAAUUUAGGUCAACAGAGGGCGCUGUUGACCAGACGACAACUAAGAUACUGUUUAGCUCAAAUUAUAAGACUUUGUCUUGUGUGCCAAAAUUGAGACAAACCAGUCUAAACUAUGAUAAAGAAUAUUUCAAGUUGGUUG
Molecule: messenger RNA, 4808 nt
Organism: Syngnathus acus (greater pipefish)
Lineage: Eukaryota; Metazoa; Chordata; Actinopteri; Syngnathiformes; Syngnathidae
Gene: disp2
Product: dispatched homolog 2 (Drosophila)
Exons: 10
Coding region: 157-4494 (1445 amino acids)
Source: RefSeq, a predicted model, not a curated record